Molecule: messenger RNA, 3527 nt
Organism: Salpingoeca rosetta
Lineage: Eukaryota; Choanoflagellata; Craspedida; Salpingoecidae
Exons: 7
Coding region: 85-3189 (1034 amino acids)
Source: RefSeq, a predicted model, not a curated record
CACGCAAGCACACACAGACACACACACACACACGCACGCACAUACGCACACGCACACCGUCUUCUCCUUGUCUUUCUCAUCGCCAUGUUCAUUUUCACACCCUCCCUUUCUCCGCAGCUGACAGACAAGACUGACACACAGGCAAAAGGAAGAUACAUCUUUUCAGGCAGGCCGCGGUUACACACACACACACACGCACACACAUCUCAUCGAUCAAGAAGGCACAACUUGGUCCUCACAUCUACGCACACGCAAGCUCACCGCGUUUUUUGUGAAAAGAUGGCACGGCAAUCCACACAAGCCAUGCUGGCAGCAGCGCUGCUGUGCGCCCUGGCGGCAGUCACCAUGCUUCCGGCCACGGCAACCGCAAAUGGCGACGUCACGGAGUACUGCGGCAACGGGCGCGUCGACCCCGGCGAGGAGUGCGACGACGGAAACCGCUUCGACCACGACGGCUGCUCUGGCAUCUGCACCAUUGAGCCUGGUUUUGAAUGCACGGACUCGGCCCUCGGCUCCGUCUGCACCCCCAUCCAACACGACUACUGUCUCGCCGGCAGACCCAACCUUGCCGAUGUGAUUGGGUCGUACGCGGACCUGAGCCAAAUCUUCAUGAUCCUGCAACGCGACAACCUCCUGGGCGACCUUGCUGCGUUGUCCGACGUCACCGUGCUCCUGCCAAGCAACAGCGUCCUCGCCCGCGUGCUCACCUGGGAGGCCGUGCUCCGCUUCUACGGCCAGCCCGAGCGCGUUGCACGCCUCAUGCAGCGCCACACCAUCAUCGGCAGGUAUACGUACGCAGACCUCGUCGCCGCCGACGGGCAGUCCCUGGCGACGCUGGCUGGCACCACCAUCCGCAUCAACGUCGUUGGCAACCAGGUGUUUGCGGACGGCUACCUUGUGACGAACAGCCAGCUCGACGCAGUCAACGGCAUCGCGCACAUCUUCUCCGCCGUGUUCACCACCUCCACCACAACCACUACCACAACAACAACAACUACCACCACAACAACAACAACGACCACCACCACCACGGGGCCAAACCUCAUGGACGUGUUGGAGAGCUACGCAGACUUUGCCCUGUUUGCGCAGGCCGUGCGCGCUGCGGGCCUGCGUGACUUUGUUGCCAGCACCCCAGGGAUCACCCUCCUCGCGCCCACCAACGCCGCCAUCCACCGCGAGUUUGACACGGACGACCUCAACAGCCUCUUCGCCCACCCGGAGCACCUGCGCAUGGGCGUGUACCGCCACAUCCUCACCAUGUCGCUUGACCGGGCGGGCCUUGUGGAUCUCUCGGGCCAGCUCGUCGACACGUUCUCUCCCUCGGACCCCGUGUUUAUUGACACGUACGGCAACCUCAUCUCUGCCAAUGGCAUUCGCAUCACCAACUUCGACCUGCAGGGCUCCAACGGCUUCCUGCACACGCUGGACGGCGUGCUGGUGCCCGACAUGUCUUACCCAACCACAAGCAGUUCCUCCACAUCCACGUCCAGCAGCAGCUCGACCGACACCACCACCGAGACAUCCACGUCCAGUAGCAGCUCAACCGAGACGAGGACAGUGACCACGUGUUUCGAAUGCUCCACAUCGUCGUCGACAUCCACGGAGACAACCUCUGGUGAAACCACUGCCACCAGCCCCUUGCCCAGCACGGAGAUGAGCUCGUCCACAGAGUACGAGAGCACCAGCACAGCCCCCGCUGGGCCCACCGUCAUUGACGUACUGCGCGCACACGCAGACUACAGUCUGUUCGUGCAAGCGCUUGAGCACACGGGGCUGGCGCACCUCCUCAGCACCGCCCACACCAUCACCGUGUUUGUGCCCACCAACGCUGCCCUUCUGCGGGACGUUGGGCAGGAACAGCUGGAGCGCUUGCUUGAGCGGCCGUUGCUGCUUCGUGGCAUCCUCCUUAGCUACAUUGUUGGCGACAUCAUCGACUACCAGGAGCUGCUCACGCGUGACGGUGAUGACAUCCGCACCUUCCUUUUCCAUAACCCGCUCACCGUGGGCGUGUCUGGCAACAUAGUCACCGUCGACAAUGUCCUUGUCACCAACUUUGAUUUGCCUGCAAGCAACGGCCUCAUCCACACCCUUGGUGGCGUGUUGCACCCAACGCCGUUCUUCUACAUUGAGGGCAACAUCCUCGAGGUGCUUGAGCAAUAUGCCGACUUUUCCCGCUUCGUGGGUGCAAUCCGCAGUGCCGGCCUCGCCCCCUUCCUCACAUCCGUUCGUCGCGUCACCGUGUUCGUGCCCACCAACGACGUUGUUGAUCGUCGUUUCCCCUCCGAAGAGGCUUUUGCCCUGCACGUGCGCACCCUCUUCAGCCACUUCUCCUUUGGCGUCUUCACUGGAGAUGACCUCCGUGGCAUGGAUGGCGAGACGCUCACCGCUGCCAAUGGCCGGCCCUGGCACAUCCAGAGCGACGGCACCCAAGUGUACGUCAACAACGUGCAGGUUGCAAACUUUGACAUUGAGGGUGCCAACGGCGUUGCACACGUUGUGCGCGAGGUGCUCCUGCGCCCGGAGACGACGGUGAGCACAACCAGCACCAGCUGGGCACGUGACAGCACGACGCACACCACCACGCCAACCGAUCCCCCACGCAACCCGCGAAAGCGCCGUGAUGGUGGCACUGGCACUGGCACUGGUGGCAAUUGUAACUGCAGUGACGGCGAGAUUGCCACAUACACAUUCGACGCCAUCGGCUGCGCCACCUGCACCUGCCAGGUACCCCGCGUGUGCACUAACAAUAUUCUGCAAGUCCUCGGUAACUAUUACGCCUGCGCGUGCCCCUCGGGCUGCACGGAGUGCGACUACACCGACAACGUCCCAGGCACCUGCCACCUCUGCCAGGCUGGCCUUGUCAACUUUGAUGGCGGUUGCUUUGACUCGUGCCCCGAUGGCUACAUGCCUGUUAACCAAGGCACCAACUACGGCCACUGCGUUCCCGAGAACCUCUCCACCCUUGCCGCUUUCGUCGUCGGCAACGAAGGCUCCGGCGGCUCGUCUUCCUCCUCUUCGUCCUCUUCCUCUGCUGCCGGCCCUGCGGUGAUUGCUGCCGUGGCCCUCAGCGUCUUUGCCAUCAUCGUCGUCAUCGCAGCCUUUGCAUUUGUCCGCUCCCGCAAGCGGCAGGAGCAACAGCGCGCGACCAGCGUCGAGGCAUCCAGCCUCGAGUUUGACGAGCAAAUCUGAGCAUUGAAAAGGAAACCCAACCGAAGAACCGAAGCAACAACAACUUAACAACAAGAACACACGAUGGAGCCAGCACAUUGCAGAAGAGAUCACCUGCCUGUUUGCCUGCCUGCUCCUCGCUCUUUGUUACCGUUACCGUUCACGGUCCUCCCCUCCCUAAUGUUGAUUGACACGUGUGUGUGUGUGUAUGUGUGUGUGUGUGUGUGCCUGUGUGUGUCUGUCUGUGAAGAAGUCGCUCGCCUUCACACACAGCUUGCCUCCGGUUCAAAUUCUUGGCGGCUCUUGCACUGCAGUCCUUCUUUCCCGACACCAUAAAACUGUGUUUACACGAAACAUGC